AUGGUUUUUGCAGGUAGCCUUAGGGCGAAUAGCGUGUCUUGCGCUAAACAAUUACGCUCAAGUCACUCCCGAGCAUUACACAAGACCGCUCCACGAUUAUCACAGAGCUUGGGUACUCAGAUUGCUGCCAGGUUAGCUAGCCCAAGACAUUUUUCGACAUCUCUCGUUACCCCUGCUCGCUCAUCUCCUCUUCUAUCCUCCCCGCGCUGGUCAGGCAAUAACAAGCCCACCUCUCCAGCAUCGUCAGAACCCGAGAAUGACACGGCAGGAUCGAGUAGCCAGUCUGUCAAGCUUGAUGGCGCAGAUGACGAAAGUCCAGCAGGCUCAUCCGCCCAGUCAUCAUCCCCACCGUCUUCUUCCUCUGGUGGAGAUAAUGGCGACGGUUCCGAUCCACCACCACCAUCUCCACAACCGACACCCACUCCCAGCUCAAUAGCUAAACAAUCCGUACCAGAAGUCUAUCCCCAGGUUCUUGCUCUCCCAAUUGCACGACGUCCCCUCUUUCCCGGCUUUUACAAGGCUGUUGUCGUUCGCAAUCCAGCUGUCGUUGCUGCUAUCAAGGAGAUGAUGAAGCGAGGUCAACCCUAUCUCGGUGCUUUCUUGCUAAAGGACGAGCAUACGGAUAGCGAUGUCAUUACGGAUAUUAAUUCGGUUCAUCCGGUCGGUGUCUUUGCUCAGAUUACUAGCGUGUUUGCUGCGAACAGUGGUACUGGUGACGACAAGGAAGAGGGUCUCACUGCUGUUUUGUAUCCACACCGUAGAAUCAAGAUAACGGAACUAAUCAAGGCUGGUGAACAUACUAGUACUGCUAAAGUGCAGGAAGAGACGCAAACGGUUACCCCUCCUCCCACACCAACUGAAGGUGAUGUCGCGAACAUAUCACAAGGUCCUGUUCAAACCUCAUUUCUGCACAAGCAUGCUAUCUCCAUCGUUCAGGUAGACAACCUCGUAACACAACCAUACAAUAAAGACGACCAGUACAUUCGUGCCUUUAUGUCUGAAAUUGUUUCUGUCUUCAAGGACAUCGCCCAGCUUAACCCUCUCUUCCGCGACCAAAUUACCAACUUCUCUAUCAACCAGGUUGCGUCCAAUGUCUUUGACGAGCCCGACAAGCUCGCAGACUUUGCAGCCGCUGUAUCCUCUGGUGAGGUCGGAGAACUUCAAGACGUGCUUGAGAGUCUCGUUGUCGACGACCGUCUCCGCAAGGCCCUCCUCGUUCUCAAGAAAGAGCUUAUUAAUGCUCAGCUCCAGAGUAAACUCUCACGCGACGUGGAUAGCAAGAUUGCGAAGCGUCAACGCGAGUACUACCUGAUGGAGCAGCUCAAGGGGAUCAAAAAGGAGCUCGGUAUGGAAUCAGACGGGAAAGACAAGCUUAUUGAAAAAUUCAAGGAGCGUGCCACCUCGUUGAAGAUGCCAGAGGGCGUUCGAAAGGUCUUUGACGAGGAACUCAACAAAUUGAUGGGACUGGAACCUGCUGCUUCGGAGGCGAAUGUGACGCGCAAUUACCUCGAAUGGCUUACUCAAAUACCAUGGGGCCAGCACACACCUGAGAACUACUCCAUCACACACGCUCAGAAAGUUCUUGACGAAGACCAUUAUGGUCUGAAAGACGUUAAAGACCGCAUACUGGAAUUUCUUGCUGUGGGUAAGCUUCGGGGAACAGUCCAAGGCAAGAUCAUCUGCCUUGUUGGGCCUCCCGGCGUUGGCAAGACAUCUAUUGGUAAAUCAAUCGCCCGCGCGCUUAACAGACAAUUCUUCCGCUUCUCGGUCGGUGGCUUAACGGAUGUAGCAGAGAUCAAGGGCCACCGGAGGACGUAUGUUGGUGCGCUUCCUGGAAAGAUCAUCCAAGCGCUGAAGAGGGUAGGGACGGAAAAUCCGUUGGUCUUGAUUGAUGAGGUGGAUAAGAUCGGGAGAGGCAUCAAUGGUGAUCCUGCUAGCGCGCUGCUUGAGAUGUUGGACCCUGAACAGAACAACGGAUUCUUGGAUCACUACAUGGAUGUUCCCGUCGAUUUGUCCCGCGUUCUGUUCGUCUGCACAGCCAACAAUCUUGACACGAUCCCAGCACCUCUCCUCGACCGCAUGGAGGUCCUUGAAGUCAGCGGAUAUGUCUCCGAGGAGAAAUGCGUUAUUGCAGAAAAGUAUCUCGGACCACAGGCAAAGGAAGCGUCAGGCUUGAAGAACACCGACAUUGUCCUCGAACCCUCUACCGUUGAUGUGCUCAUCAAGUAUUACUGCCGAGAGAGUGGCGUGCGGAAUCUGAAGAAGCAUAUUGACAAGAUUUACCGGAAGGCUGCACUGAAACUCAUCCUCGACCUUGGCGAAACCGUCUUCCCUGAACCAUUUCCAGCUACGGCUGCCAGUACACCUGCUCCCUCGAGUGCUGCCGAUCCUCAGCCCAAGACUGUUGAGUCUCAAGAACCACCUGCCAACGAGCCUAAUAAGGUCGCAUCAGAGGAAAGUACACGCAAUGAAUCUAGCGACCACAAAAUUGUGACAACACAGGAACGCAAGCCACUACAGAUUCCUGAUGAUGUUCACGUUCGCAUCACACCAGAGAACCUGAAAGACUACGUUGGUCCGCCUGUCUAUCACAAAGACAGGAUGUACGUGUCUCCUCCACCUCCAGGUGUCAGCACUGGUCUAGGAUACUUGGGCAAUGGGUCGGGUGCUGUCAUGCCCGUCGAAGCUACUAGCAUGCCUGGUAAGGGUGGAUUGCAGUUGACUGGUAAACUCGGCGAAGUUAUUCGCGAGAGUGCGCAGAUUGGGCUUAGUUGGGUCAAGGCUCACGCAUACGAGCUUGGCAUCACUAAGACGCCCGAGGAACAAUUCCUCACGGACCGUGAUAUCCACGUUCACAUGCCUGAGGGCAGUAUUGGAAAAGAAGGUCCCAGUGCUGGGACUGCUAUCUUAUCGGCCUUUGUGUCUCUCUUUACCAAGACGAAGAUCCAUCCAGACAUCGCCAUGACUGGCGAGAUAUCGCUCGUCGGCCAAGUGCUUCCUGUCGGUGGUCUUAAGGAGAAGAUCUUAGCUGCUCAUCGUGCAGGUAUAAAGACCAUUCUAGCGCCCGCAGCGAACCGCGCCGACAUCGAAGAGAACGUCCCAGAAAGUGUCAAGACAGGAAUCCGCUUCGUAUAUGUCGAAGAUGUACGGGAAGUCCUGCACGAAGUUUUUCGAGGUCAAGAUAUUGUUGAGCGGUGGAAGGAUACGUUAUCGUUAUAG
Molecule: messenger RNA, 3219 nt
Organism: Suillus subaureus
Lineage: Eukaryota; Fungi; Basidiomycota; Agaricomycetes; Boletales; Suillaceae
Product: Lon protease C-terminal proteolytic domain-containing protein
Exons: 8
Coding region: 1-3219 (1072 amino acids)
Biological process (GO): mitochondrion organization; protein catabolic process; chaperone-mediated protein complex assembly
Cellular component (GO): mitochondrial matrix
Molecular function (GO): serine-type endopeptidase activity; single-stranded DNA binding; ATP binding
Source: RefSeq, a predicted model, not a curated record